This is a messenger RNA of Tinamus guttatus (white-throated tinamou), 1171 nucleotides long. It is a transcript of the gene TBP, whose product is annotated as TATA-box binding protein. The record is from RefSeq and is a predicted model, not a curated record. Gene Ontology annotation, molecular function: DNA binding. NCBI's taxonomy places the organism in Eukaryota, Metazoa, Chordata, Aves, Tinamiformes, Tinamidae. Gene Ontology annotation, biological process: DNA-templated transcription initiation.
GUUUUGAUUAGUAUUUUAAACUGUCAACACAAGUUUCUCUGGAGCAGAUGUUUUCCUAACGCCUCAAGCUUGGCUGAAAACCGACUUUGCUGGAAUGCUUUAAAGGGUUAAAACCCUUUAGGGUUUGCCACAAUUGUAAUUAAUUGAUUGAAGGAAAUAUUUCUGGCAUCACCAAAGAAAUAGCUGGGAUCAUGGAUCAGAACAACAGCUUGCCACCGUAUGCUCAAGGCUUAGCCUCCCCUCAGGGCGCCAUGACUCCGGGAAUUCCAAUCUUUAGCCCGAUGAUGCCGUACGGCACAGGCCUGACCCCGCAGCCUGUCCAGAGCACCAACAGCCUGUCCCUGCUGGAGGAGCAGCAGCAGCAGCAAGCGGCGCAGCAGUCCACGUCUCAGCAAGGCGCGCAGGCAGCGGCCGGCCAGGCGCCCCAGCUCUUCCAUUCACAGACUCUCACCACGGCCCCCUUGCCAGGAACCACCCCGCUCUACCCCUCUCCCAUGACGCCCAUGACUCCUAUAACUCCUGCAACGCCGGCGUCCGAGAGCUCCGGCAUCGUGCCGCAGCUGCAGAAUAUUGUGUCCACGGUUAAUCUUGGUUGCAAACUUGACCUAAAAACCAUUGCACUUCGUGCCCGAAAUGCUGAAUAUAACCCCAAGCGUUUUGCUGCUGUUAUCAUGAGAAUAAGAGAACCUCGUACUACUGCACUUAUAUUCAGCUCUGGAAAAAUGGUGUGCACGGGAGCAAAAAGUGAAGAGCAGUCCAGACUGGCAGCAAGGAAGUAUGCUAGAGUUGUCCAGAAAUUGGGUUUUCCAGCAAAAUUUUUGGAUUUUAAAAUUCAGAACAUGGUGGGGAGCUGUGAUGUAAAAUUUCCCAUCAGAUUAGAAGGAUUGGUACUUACACACCAGCAGUUCAGGAGCUAUGAGCCGGAAUUGUUUCCUGGCUUAAUCUACAGAAUGAUCAAGCCGAGAAUUGUUCUGCUUAUUUUUGUUUCUGGAAAAGUGGUUUUAACUGGUGCUAAAGUCCGAGCAGAAAUCUAUGAAGCGUUUGAAAACAUCUAUCCUAUUUUAAAGGGAUUCAGAAAGACAACGUAACAGUUUCUACAAAUUUUGGAGAAAGCGGGGGUACAUUUUAAAAGGUAUUGCGUAUGGCACAGCAGUAACAAGAGAUGGACAUU